Molecule: messenger RNA, 1295 nt
Organism: Alosa alosa (allis shad)
Lineage: Eukaryota; Metazoa; Chordata; Actinopteri; Clupeiformes; Clupeidae
Gene: nfkbiaa
Product: nuclear factor of kappa light polypeptide gene enhancer in B-cells inhibitor, alpha a
Exons: 6
Coding region: 41-973 (310 amino acids)
Molecular function (GO): protein binding
Source: RefSeq, a predicted model, not a curated record
GACUGCAGAGCUCUUGAGUUGACAGCAGACAGUAGUCGCAAUGGAUAUCUACAGAAUAGACAACAGCAACCCAAUGGAUUAUGAUCUGGAUGAAAUGGACUCAAAACAUAGGAAAAUGUUCCCGUGCCAAGAUGAGCGCGUCGACAGUGGAUUGGACUCAUUUAAAUCGGGCGAAUACGCACUUCUUCAGGAGGAAUUUCAGAAUUUAAAAAUGGCUGAAACAAGAACAGAAUUUUCUUGUGAACCCUGGAAACAGCAAAUAACAGAAGACGGUGACACGUUCCUCCACCUCGCCAUUAUUCACGAAGCAGAAGACCAAGCCAUUCAAAUUAUCAAACAAUGUCACAAGGACCCAUUCCUGAACACACAGAACAGCCAAAGACAGACACCCCUUCAUCUGGCUGUGAUAACAGAACAACAUAAGCUGGUUGAGUGUCUCUUGAAAGCUGGCUGUGAUUCACGGUUAGUAGACCACAGUGGAAAUACAGCUCUACACAUAGCCUGCAAGAAGGGAUCCAUGACUUCUUUCAGCCUUCUCACACAAGUGCCACCUGCUAUCCACUUGCGCUCCAUCCUCAACUUCCCAAACUAUAAUGGACACAACUGCCUCCACCUGGCCUCAAUCCACGGGUUCCUCUCAAUGGUUGAAGUCCUCAUUCAGUUAGGAGCAGAUAUUAACUCCAAAGAACAGUGCAGUGGCCGAACGGCGCUUCAUCUCGCUGUGGACCUCCAGAACCUCUCGCUUGUGCAUCAGCUGAUUGUUCUGGGAGCCGAUGUCAACAGCCUGACAUACGGGGGAUUCACACCAUACCACCUGACGUAUGGCCGACAAAAUGGCGAGAUCCGACAGCAGCUGUACGACAGGACGGCACAGGACCUCAGAGAACUGCCAAACGAAUCUGAGAAUGAAGAGUCUGAGGAUGAAAUGUACGAUGACAUUCUUUUUGGAGGAAAGUUGUCUCCAACUCACUGAGGAUUUCAUCGGUAACUCAGCUUGGCUUUCCACAAACUUCCAUAGGACCAAGACCGCACAGACCAAGACCAAAAUGAAGCUUCCUAACUGACCCAAGUGUCUGGGAGAAAAAGUGCACAAGGCCUCAAGAACCUCAAAUCUACACUCCGCAGAACUAUGUUAACUGUGUAAAUAUCUGGGAAUAGCUGUUAAAUAUUGUAAAUACAGAGAGCACUAUUUUUUUACCUGUACAUAUCAAUUUAUGUAACACUAUUGUAAACUAUAAUUUUGUACUAUAUGUAUAUGGUGAUAAAUUAAACAAGACAAGUGCAUACAAUUUAAA